AUGAUGUUAUGGUAUUAUGCGUACAAUAUGUAUAGCUCCUAUGAAGCAUUUCACAAUCUGACGAACAAAGACGACGACGCGGAAACAGGUGGCAAAGAUCAAACUGAGUCGGGACUAGGAGUGUUGUUAGGCGAUGCGAUAGCCGGCUUUAAAACCGGUGAAAGAGAUUAA
This is a messenger RNA of Plasmopara halstedii, 171 nucleotides long. RefSeq lists its product as uncharacterized. NCBI's taxonomy places the organism in Eukaryota, Oomycota, Peronosporomycetes, Peronosporales, Peronosporaceae. The transcript has 2 exons. The record is from RefSeq and is a predicted model, not a curated record. Bases 1 to 171 code for a protein of 56 amino acids.